Messenger RNA from Eufriesea mexicana, 2328 nucleotides. RefSeq names its product adhesion G-protein coupled receptor methuselah-like 1 (gene mthl1). Gene Ontology annotation, biological process: G protein-coupled receptor signaling pathway; cell surface receptor signaling pathway. The record is from RefSeq and is a predicted model, not a curated record. The transcript has 9 exons. Lineage: Eukaryota; Metazoa; Arthropoda; Insecta; Hymenoptera; Apidae. Gene Ontology annotation, cellular component: membrane. The coding region runs from base 1 to 1875 and encodes 624 amino acids. Gene Ontology annotation, molecular function: G protein-coupled receptor activity.
AUGGCUAAAAGAAUGGAGGAAAUCGGUUCCCGAGGAUCAACGGAGAGACGUUCACGCAAGGUACCGUUGCACUUCCGUUGCGAAGUUCACCGCGAAGCGUUCGCUAUGAAGGCGGCUUACCUCGUCGCGAUUCUCUGGACGCUGGCGAUUCCGACGUUCGGCGAGCCCGCGAACGAGCCCUCGAAAGUCAGAGUGACAGUCCUGAAAUGCUGUCAACGCCAGGAGGUGCUGGUGAAAGAAUCUGACAGCGAAGCAGACGCGAGGACUCGUUGCAAUGGGACGAAGAACAAUUGGAAACCCGUCAUCUACUCGCCGUCGAAGCGUGGGAUGUUGGAUCAUCCGCCAUCGGAAUGGGACAUCGUGGAGNGAAAGAGGCCCGUGUGCGACGAGAGCUCGGUGUUGACCUAUGUUCCCUACAGACUCACCAAUCCGUUCGUACUUAUGGAAAGUGGCCACGUGCUUCUCGAUAUCCACAUGAGCGAAAGCGUCGGUCCGGACGAGUAUUGCGCCGAUUCGAACGCGUUGCUCGUGUGCAUGAAGAAGAAGAUGGAAGGAAACCACGCGGCUGCCACGAUGAGGCCGAGGGUCAGAAAGUGUUGUGGCAAAGACGCGGCCUUCUACGAGGAAAUACACUCGUGCUCCGACUUGAAGGAGACCGCGAACCCGACGCCUCUGCUGCCCAACGUGUCCGCAGCCGUGGAGAUAGUGCCUGGUUUCCCGAACUGCCCUCAUUCCGACAACUUGACGAUUUUGGGCGACGCGAAGGACUCUGUAUUACUGCCGGACGGCGGCAUGGAAAUCGACGGCGUCACCUUACCCACCAGCCACUUCUGCGUCGAAAGGAUCAAGGAACUGAACCAGGUGUCCAAGGUCUUCGCGUGCUCGGAGCACGCGUCGCAGAGACCGAUAAUGCAGGCGGCCGACAUCAGGUUCACCUUGUACCCCGUGGGCUUCAUCAUUAGCGCGGUGUUCCUGGCAGCGACGCUGGCCGCCGGUUGGCUGCUGCCAGCCUCUCAUCACGUUCUGCACUGGCGUUGCCAGACUCAUCAUGUCACCUGCCUGAUGCUCGGCGAUCUUCUCAUGGCCAUCAUUCAGCUCGCCGGAGACUCCCUGCACGGCGGAAGCUGCAAGGCGAUCGCAAUCAUGGCGCACUUCUUCUUCCUCGCUGCGUUCUUCUGGCUGAACACGAUGUGCUUCAACAUCUGGUGGACGUUCAGAGACCUGAGACCAGCGAGCUUGGAGAAAGGCCAAGAGACCCUCCGACUGCGAGUGUACGCCUGCUACGCCUGGGGUGGCCCCCUCCUGGUCGCCGGGUUGGCCGCCCUUCUGGAUCAUCUUCCGCCUCAACCUCAGUACACGUUCCUCAGGCCCCGUUUCGGCGAGAAGCAGUGCUGGUUCUACGAUGACAUGGAGAUCCUGGCAUACUUCUUCGGCCCCAUCGGCUUCCUGCUCGCGGUCAACCUGCUCUUCUUCGCGGCCACCGCUCGCGAGCUAACGUGCGGCCUCUGGAAGGGCGAGUUCGUGAAGAGCACCACGGAACGAGCCGCUUUGGGCCGCGUGUGCAUGAAACUGGUGGUCGUGAUGGGCAUCACCUGGGUGGCCGACGUGGUCUCGUGGGCAGUCGGUGGCCCUCAAUACAUCUGGUACGUCACGGACAUGAUAAACGCGUUCCAGGGCGUGCUGAUCUUCGCGGUGGUUGGCUGCCAGCCCCAGGUCCGUGCGGCGCUGAAGAGGAUCUGCAACAGGAACCCGAGGACCAACGCUGGAAGGCAGGGAAACGGGCUGAGCACCACCAGUCACGGGAUGCCCAGCAUGGGCGACAGCGUCAUUCAGAAUCCGAGCACGAAGACCGCUCCGCUGGAAACCAUCUGCUAAGCGACUUCUCCGACCUGCCGCUUCCGACAGCCGAGGUUCUCUGACCGGGUGGCGUGCAGCCUUUCUUUCCUCGGAACCGUCGUUGCCGGUCAGCUUGCUCGCGAACGGGAAUCGAGGAAGAAUCGAGUGGACGGGAAGCUGCGCGUGUUCGAGAGAGAAGGAAUCCCGUGCCUCUCGAGGCCCGUGAAACAGACGCGGAAGUGCACGCAGCCGGAAGAACUCUGUAUACGAAGCGACCAGCGUGCAAGACGUCGCACCGAUAGAUCGAUCCCGGAGCAGCACGAUCCUCUGCUCUCGCCGAUACGUGCUCGAUGCCCGAUACAAAGUCAGCUACGAAAGGGACAGGGAAUCUUCCGCUUUCCGCGAUUCCCAAGGUCGUCGACCUUCGAGACCCUGAACUCGAAGCGCUUCCCCGUUCCGGAUGACUAUGCGACUCGACGAGAGGCGUUCCUG